This is a messenger RNA of Synchiropus splendidus (mandarinfish), 3242 nucleotides long. RefSeq names its product fibulin 1 (gene fbln1). Gene Ontology annotation, biological process: extracellular matrix organization. The record is from RefSeq and is a predicted model, not a curated record. The transcript is spliced from 15 exons. Gene Ontology annotation, cellular component: extracellular region. NCBI's taxonomy places the organism in Eukaryota, Metazoa, Chordata, Actinopteri, Syngnathiformes, Callionymidae. Bases 139 to 2172 code for a protein of 677 amino acids. Gene Ontology annotation, molecular function: calcium ion binding; peptidase activator activity.
CUCCCUCUCCUUCCUGCAGUCACGCCGUCUCUCUCUCCCUCUCUCUCCCUCCAUCACUUCUUUUCCGCGGAGUCAGACUGUUCGCUGGCCUCUUCACCUCCAACAUCCUGCGGAUUAACCACCACCAACUCGGUCCCCAUGGCUCUGUGGUCGGUGUUGCUCUGCUCUCUGUUCGGACUCCUGCUCGGACAAGGAGUGGAACAGAUGUCCAUCGAGGACUGUUGUAAAGAUGGUCAGAAACGAGCCAACAACAAUGAAGAUUGCUCAUCCCUACCUCUCAUCUCUGAGUCCAUCCCAUGCAGGGUGGUGCAGGAGCAGUGCUGCGUCGCCGUGCUGGAGGACACCAUGUGCACCUACGGUAUCAACACGGCAAAGGACCAGGGAACCUGUGACUCUCUCUUCACCAGCACCUGCGAGACCAAGACCACAAAAAUGUGCUGCGACUGUUGCCUGGUGGGGAAGGCUGCUCAGGAGCAUGGGCUCUCCUGCGACCACACCUUGGCCUUCGGAUAUCAGUGUGUCCUGGUGUCGCGGGCCUGCUGCAUGGACGGAACCCAGGACAACCAAACCUUGACCGACGGACCGAAUGAAUUGCCCAAAGAGGAGGAGGUCACCACGAAGGGGCAGGAUUUGGUCGUGGCUGACCUUUGCAACGGGCAAUGUGAUCACGAGUGUGUGGACAAAGACACAUGCAAGUGCUCAAGUGGCUACAGACUUAAGCCUGAUGGGAAGACCUGUGAAGAUAUAAACGAGUGUCUGCUGGGGGCCAGUAACUGUCGAGGAGGGGAGCGCUGCAUCAACACGGACGGCUCCUUCCGCUGCCAGAGGGAGGUCAGCUGUGGCACCGGCUACGAGCUGACCGACAACAACAACUGCAAAGAUAUUGAUGAAUGCGAGACAGGCAUCCAUAACUGUGGUCCAGACUUCGCCUGCCAGAACACGCAGGGGUCCUUCCGCUGUCUUCCAAAAGUCAAGUGUGGGGUUGGCUUCAUCCAGGAUGCCCUGGGCAACUGCAUUGAUAUCAACGAAUGCGUGAGCCAGACGGGUCCGUGUCAGAGGGGCCAGGUCUGCAUCAACACAGCAGGGUCCUACAUCUGCCAGAGGAACUCGGUCAACUGUGGUCGGGGCUAUCACCUGAACGAGGAGGGCACUCGCUGCGUGGACAUCGACGAGUGCAAAGGACCUGAAAAGGCCUGUGCGGGUCACGGCUGCAUCAACACCAUGGGCUCCUUCCACUGCGAGUGUGAGAGCGGCUACAUUUUCAACAGCGUCAGUCGGGUUUGUGAGGAUAUCAACGAGUGCCGACACUACCCCGGCCGCCUGUGCGGCCACAAGUGUGACAACACUCCGGGCUCCUACAAGUGCUCCUGCACCACAGGCUUCAAGCUGGCGGCCGACGGCAGGAACUGUGACGAUUUAAAUGAGUGCGAGAGCAACCCCUGCAGCCAAGAAUGUGCCAACAUCUACGGCUCCUACCAGUGCUACUGUCGCCGUGGUUACCAGCUGAGUGACGUCGACGGGAUGACCUGCGAAGACAUCGAUGAGUGUGCGCUGCCCACUGGUGGCCACAUCUGCUCCUACCGCUGUCACAACACUCCCGGCAGCUUUCACUGCUCCUGCCCGCUCAGCGGCUACACCCUCGCCCCGAACGGCCGCAGCUGCCAGGAUGUGGACGAGUGUGUGACAGGAACUCACACCUGCUCGGAGACUCAGAGCUGCUUCAACGUCCAGGGGGGGUUCAGAUGUUUGGCUUUUGAUUGUCCCCCGAACUACCGCCGAGUCGGAGAGACUCGAUGUGAACGCUUGCUUUGCAAUGACUCUGUCGAGUGCCUGGCGCAGCCCCUGAGAAUAACCUACUACUACCUCACCUUCCCCACCAACAUCCCCGUCUUCACCAACAUCUUUCGCAUGGGCCCCUCCCACUCCGUGGUGGGCGACGACAUCCAGAUCGCCAUCACCUCCGGCAACGAGGGCGGCUUCUUCCGGACGGAGCGGGUGUCCAACGGGGGCGUGAUGUCCGUGGCCCAGCUCAUCAACAAGCCGCAGGACUUUGACCUGUCUCUGGAGCUCAGCCUGCGGCGCUACGGCACGCUCAGCACGUACCUGGCCAAGGUGCUGGUGUUCGUCACCCAGGAGGAGCCCCGAGUUCCCUACAACCCCCUGCUAGAAUAGGCACAGCCUUUCACCCGGGUCACUCGCCUGUAGAGGGCGCCGUAUGCAUGUGCCGCUGUCCAACCUUUCCACACAGUCACUAGCUGGUUAGCUGGAGUCACAGCUCUCGCAGUGACUCAACAUAAACUUUUCUACUGAACCUUUCAAGCCAUUGCCUUUCCUGAGUCCACACUCAUUUAUGAGCUUUUACAAAUGUAUUUUAAUAAAGAAAAUGACACACACACACCAUGGCACAACUCACGUUCAUCAGCCUUGUUUACACGGACUGAAUUUUUAUCUUGGGAAUUUAACUCUUUUGGAAACACAGGACACAAGAUCUUAAGUUGCCCAACACUGACACAUUAAUGUUUCCCAUAAUGCAUCCCUCUAUAACCAAUGUAAUGUAGUAACGUGUAAUGUUGAAAAAUAUUAUUUACUUAAUCCAAUCUUUAUUUAAACUAUCAUUUAUCUAGUUUCCCUGUGAUAUAAAAAAUGUAAUAUGUAUAUUUUCUGUAUUUUUAUUUUUUAAGUAUUAUUUGUGUUUUACAUAUUUUUUCUCUUUGGUUUAAAAAAAAAAAUCUAACAAUACAUUUAUAUUUAGAAUGAAUUUUGUCUAUUUUUAAUGUCAUUUGAUUGGCUUUAUCCAACAUUUCAACGCUUCAAUUACAGCACAGAAAUUGUCAAUCAUUUAUGGAAAAAAUUAUUCCGAAAUAAGUGUGGGAAUAAAUAUGUAAAAAUACAUGUAUAGAAAAGCGGAAAUAUUUAUUUCAAUUUCCUCAUAUUUCUGUUUAUUUUUCCUAUUUUAUUCCUGAGUUAUGACACUUAAUAUGACCGUAUGAUCUUGUUCCUGAAACUAUUUAUUAGAACUAAACCACAUGCAUUAAAAAGUAGCUCAUUUUUACCUUUAUAAUUCUGUGUUACAUCCACGUCUGAAUAUUCUUUUCCGGCCCAUAAAUUCGAGUUAUGGACCUAAAGCACCGCUAGGUGGCGCCCGAGGACAGGCUAAACCCAGCGUUUCCUCAGGACAGCAGGAGAAACUUGAGGAGGCUGAUGGAGUGUGAUGAUCCGCAGCCUGUCGUGAUUUACGAGCU